Arachis duranensis is the source of this 1497-nucleotide messenger RNA. Its product is annotated as telomere repeat-binding factor 1. Gene Ontology annotation, cellular component: nucleosome. NCBI's taxonomy places the organism in Eukaryota, Viridiplantae, Streptophyta, Magnoliopsida, Fabales, Fabaceae. The record is from RefSeq and is a predicted model, not a curated record. The coding region runs from base 280 to 1179 and encodes 299 amino acids. Gene Ontology annotation, biological process: nucleosome assembly. Gene Ontology annotation, molecular function: double-stranded telomeric DNA binding. The transcript is spliced from 7 exons.
AUCAAUUCUUAGGUCUGUUAUUUGAUUCGGAACUGGUUUUCGUUUGCAUUGAUGUUCUCUGGUUCUGGUAUUGUUGUUCUAGAAAUGAAAUUAUGAAUCGAGCAUUAGGGUAGUUCUAUUUGUUAGCACGAUCUUGUUGGAUGGUUUGGUAAAACAUGUUGUUCGUGAAAUUGAAUGUUUCGGAGCUUGUGGAAUUGAAGAAUUGGAUGUGGUUUAAAAGCUUUGAAGCUGGAUCUAUAAUUUUUGGUUGACCAAGAGAGUAGUUCUCUGCUACUCCUGAUGGGUGCUCCUAAGCAGAAAUGGACAUCUGAAGAGGAAGCAGCUCUUAAAGCUGGAGUUGUCAAGCAUGGGGUUGGUAAAUGGCGUACAAUACUCAAGGAUCCAGAAUUUAGUGGUGUUUUGUAUCUGCGGUCCAAUGUGGAUCUCAAGGAUAAAUGGAGAAAUCUGAGUGUGAUGGCAAAUGGAUGGAGUUCUAGGGAAAAGUCUAGGUUGGCUAUCAGAAGGGUGCAUCAAGCCCCAAAACAUGACGAGAACCCUUUUGCUGUCGCUCCUUUUACUCCAAGUGAUGAAGAUAUUGUUGAUGUUAAGCCUAUUCAAGCUUCCAGAGAUGUGGUGCCAUUUUCUGGUCCAAAAAGGUCUAUUGUAAGAUUGGAUAACCUUAUAAUGGAGGCAAUAACUACCUUGAAGGAAACUGGUGGUUCUAAUAAGACAACUAUUGCAGCUUUCAUAGAGGACCAAUAUUGGGCACCACCUGACUUCAAAAGGUUGUUGUCAGCAAAGUUAAAGUAUUUGACAGCAUGUGGAAAGCUGAUCAAGGUAAAACGCAGAUAUAGGAUUGCACCUACGCCAGCAUAUUCUGACAGAAGAAGAAGUUCAAGCUUGUUAAUGGAUGGGAGGCAGAAAGCCUCUUUGAGAGGUGACAAGGAAGAGACCAAUGUCCUUACGAAGUCUCAGGUAGAUUUAGAAUUAGCAAAGAUAAGGUCGAUGUCUGCACAAGAGGCAGCUGCAGUUGCUGCUCGAGCAGUUGCAGAAGCAGAAGCUGCCAUAGCAGAAGCUGAAGAGGCAGCAAGAGAGGCAGAGGCAGCAGAAGCUGAUGCAGAAGCGGCACAAGCUUUUGCAGAUGCUGCUAUGAAAACACUGAAGGGUCGAAACACCCCAAAGAUGAUGAUCCAUGCUUAAUCGAAGUUGAAGAAUUGACGUGAAGAGCGAUCUACCAUGGCACUCAGUAGGACUGACAGCCAGAUACAUAUUUAUCUUCUGCUGGGCAUUGUCUAUAUCUUACACUUUUUUUUUUUUUUUUUUUUUUUGGAUCUUGAAAAUCCUUAUUGUAGAUAGAAACAUCUCUUAAAUCUUUCAUGUAAUUUCUUCAGAGCUGUUGUUCCCGUCAUUGUUGCAUAAUGGUUGAUCCAUUGUAUGCAACAUUUGUAGAAAGCAGAUUUUAGGUGUAUGGGAAUCUGUUGAUAUUUUUUCAAAUAACAUCACAGCUUUCUUAGUUCA